AUGAAUAUCAAAAAUGUGCAAGAAAAUUUAUUAUACCCUCUCGCCGAAUUAAUAAUUGAGAAAUUAAAAGAUACUAAUGUUGAAGAAUUACUCCAAAACUAUGAAGAAAAUAGGAAGGAGUUGGAAGAAAAAUUUGUUAAAAGAGUAAAAGACCUUUGUGACAUUUGCCAAGAACUAAAAAAUAAGGAACUAAACAAAGUAAUUACACCUUUAAAAAGCAAAGUUGAUGAUUUUUCGGAUUAUUUGGAGAAAUACAAAAUCAACGAUAAUAAGGAAAAAAACGAAACAACAUUAGAAUUAGAAGAAGAGGGAAAUAAAUUAGAAAAAAUUGUCGAAGUAAUAAAAAAUCUAGAAAAACAAGUAAAAACUUGUCAUGAAGCGUUAACUAAUAAAGAAUAUAAGGAAAAGAAAACAGAGAUUAAUUCAUCAGAAAGUAAAGAAUUAGAAACUCAAUCAGAAGAGCAACACCGAGCAACGAUUGAAAUACCGAUUGAUAAGUAA
This is a messenger RNA of Entrophospora sp. SA101, 501 nucleotides long. The record is from the annotation of a GenBank genome assembly. Lineage: Eukaryota; Fungi; Glomeromycota; Glomeromycetes; Entrophosporales; Entrophosporaceae.